Messenger RNA from Thermothielavioides terrestris NRRL 8126, 2397 nucleotides. RefSeq lists its product as uncharacterized. The record is from RefSeq and is a predicted model, not a curated record. Bases 178 to 2286 code for a protein of 702 amino acids. Gene Ontology annotation, biological process: long-chain fatty acid metabolic process; long-chain fatty-acyl-CoA metabolic process. Gene Ontology annotation, molecular function: long-chain fatty acid-CoA ligase activity. The transcript is spliced from 3 exons. Gene Ontology annotation, cellular component: endoplasmic reticulum; plasma membrane; lipid droplet. NCBI's taxonomy places the organism in Eukaryota, Fungi, Ascomycota, Sordariomycetes, Sordariales, Chaetomiaceae.
CCGAGGCGUUGCAAGUUCGCUCGGGCUUGGAAGGUUGAUAACUCGAGAGGUUGAGUGAGAGCCAGUCGGUUCAGCGCCCCAACAUGCGCCUUACGACUCGAAGGUAGAAAUCCGGGAGAGCGCCAACCGGGAAACCCAGGCUUUGGGUUUGACGAGAAAACACCACUCACUCCCAAGAUGCCGCGUACAUACCUCACCGGGCCGACGCCCCUGUACAAGGUGCAGAAACCACCGUACACGAUCGAGGCGCCCGGCGUCCAGCCCGUCGAGGGUGAAACCAUCCCACGCCGCCAUCCCAAGGCGAAGGACGGCCUAGUCGAGCGUCCUGCUCCCGGCGUCAACACCACCUUCGACCUCCUCAAGCGGAGCGCCGAGCACUACGGCAAUGAGCCGGCCAUCGGCAGCCGCAAGCUGAUUCGCACGCACAAGGAGAAGAAGAAGGUCCCCAAGGUGAUCGACGGCCGCAGCACCGAGGUCGAGAAGGAAUGGACCUACUACGAGCUCUCCAACUACUCGUACCUGACCUACCGGGAGUACUUCGAGCAGGUCCUCCAGGUCGGUGCCGGCCUGAGGAAGCUGGGGCUGUCGCCGAAAGACCGAUUGCACAUGUUUGCCACGACGACCCCGCAAUGGCUGGCGAUGGCACAUGCGUGCUCCUCGCAGUCCAUGACCAUUGUGACCGCAUACGACACGCUCGGCGAGAGCGGCGUUGAGCACUCGCUCCUGCAAAGCGAGGCGAACGCCAUGUUUGUCGACCCCCACCUGUUCAAGACCAUCAAGAACCCGCUCAAGAAGGCGGCCUCCGUCAAGGUCCUCGUCUACAACGAGGCCACCCAUCUGCCCGUCUCCGACGAUGAGAUCGCCCAGUUCAAAUCCUCCCACCCCGAUCUGACCAUCCUCUCCUUCGAGGAGCUACGUGCGCUGGGCGAGGGCAACCCGACGGAGCCCGUCUUGCCGAGCCCCGACGAGACGUACUGCAUCAUGUACACCUCCGGCAGCACUGGCCCGCCGAAGGGGGUCCCCGUCACCCACGCCGGCUUCGUGGCUGCCGUCGCCGGCCUGUACACCGUCAUGGAAGAGGUCGUCAGCCACCGCGAGUACGUGCUCGCGUACUUGCCGCUCGCCCACAUCUUCGAGCUGGUGCUCGAGAACCUCGUCAUCUUCGUCGGCGCCACCCUGGGCUACGGCUCCCCGCGGACGCUCGCCGACACGAGCAUGCGCAACUGCCACGGCGACAUGCGCACCUUCGCGCCCACCAUCAUGGUCGGCGUCCCGCAGAUCUGGGAGACCGUCAAGAAGGGCAUCGAGAGCAAAGUCAACGCGUCCGGCCGGCUGACCCGCGCGCUCUUCUGGUCCGCCUUCCACCUCAAGGCCUUCCUCGUGCGCAACAACCUCCCCGGCGCCGGCCUGCUCGACCGCGCCGUCUUCGACAAAGUCCGCGCCUCCACCGGCGGCCGCCUGCGCUUCAUCGUCAACGGCGCGAGCGGCAUCGCCACGCCGACCCUGCACUUCCUCUCGCUCGUCGUCGCGCCCCUGCUCAGCGGCUACGGCCUGACCGAGACGUGCGGCAACGGCGCGCUCGGCUCGCCCCUGCAGUGGACCGCCGACGGCGCCAUCGGCCCGAUCCCCGCCGCCGUCGAGGUCAAGCUGGUCUCGCUGCCGGAGCUGAACUACCUUACCACCCACAACCCGCCGCGGGGCGAGAUCCUGAUCCGCGGCGCGCCGGUGCUCAGGUCCUACUUCCGCAACCCGGACGAGACGGCCCGGGCGCUCACGCCCGACGGCUGGUUCCGCACCGGCGACGUGGGCGAGUUCGACACGUCCCCCGCCGCCGCAGGCCACCUGCGCGUCGUCGACCGCGUCAAGAACCUCGUCAAGCUCCAGGGCGGCGAGUACAUCGCGCUGGAGAAGCUCGAGGCCGUGUACCGCGCCGGCGCCGGCGAUCUUGUGCGCGACGUCAUGGUGCACGGCGACGCGUCGAGCGCGCGGCCCGUCGCCGUCGUCGUGCCGGGCGAGAGGACGCUCGCGCGCAAGGCGGCCGAGCUCGGCGUCGGCGAGUGCGAUAUGUACGUCGACAGGCGCGUGCGCGGCGCCGUGCUGAAGGCGCUGCAGGAUGUCGCGCGGCGCGAGCGGCUCAGUGCGAUCGAGACGGUCGCGGGCGUGGUGCUCGUCGAGGACGAGUGGACGCCAGCGAAUGGCCUCGUCACGGCGACGCAGAAGGUGAACCGCAAGGCGAUCCGGGAGAAGUACGCCAAGCAGAUUCAGGCUUGCAUUGACGGGAAGUAGGGGGACGGUGCCGACCGAGGGACAGCAGAUUUCUCUUGUCUAGUCCAGUUCAUGUCCGAAAUGAUAUUCAUGACCUUCUGAAGCUGGGAUAAGCGCCUGGCGGGAUGGGUC